AUGUCUUCAGAGCAUGGAGUUCACAAACGACAUCAUAACCCAGUGGACAGUAUAUGCAGAAAGAUCAAAUCUAUACAAAUGAGGGAUCAAGUCCCUAACCCUGCUUUGCAGAUACCAAAAUUUCAGUCCCAGAACUUUGACAGUCCACAGUGCAAUAUCAAAAAAAAUCUAGAAGAAAUACUGAAGAAAAGAACUUUUAGAAGUCAUGAUAGUACUAGUCCACACUUAAUCAGUGCCAGCAGUGGCAGUGUUUUCUCUGAAGACUUCCAGUUGCUGUCACCUCGUUUCAGGCAUAUGUCUGACUCCUCUUCUGCAAAUGCUUCCUCUUCAAUCAUGAAAAGUAAAGACAGAUCCAGCCACUCCUGGACACCAGUAUGCUCCAUGGAGAACUCUUCUCCAUCCUACUUCAGACCCAGAGAGGCUAAUACCCAGAACAAACUGUGUGCUUUAUCAAAUAUUGAAUAUAAAGACGUGCCUUGUGAACAGAAGUAUCUUACAUCAAGUCCAGAUUUAUAUUUCUUCACAACAGAUAAAAAGUCAGAAAGUACCGUGAUCCAGUCUCCUGUGUCGAAGAGAUUAUCUUUCAGUGAAACAGGAAGGAAGAGGUCACUGGGGUACAAAGCUGACAACAUGCAUGAUGUGAGCUUGAUCUGUGAAGAAGACCUACUGAUGACGAUCUUCUAUGCAUGUGACAUAGAGCGCACAGGAAGAGUAGCAGUUUCCAGGAUAGUUGAUUAUCUGAGACACACAACUAGUCGGGAAUUGGAAGAUAGUGGUCUUGAGGAGUUGUGCAACAUGCUUGACCCAGAUCAGAAAGAUGUCACCAUAGACCUCGAAACAUACCAUGCCAUCAUGAAAGAGUGGACUGAAGACUGUAAGAGAAAAUGGGAAGAUGGUGCCACUGAGGAACCCACAGCAAGCAUGGAAGACCUGGAAUUUAAAGUGCAUAAAAACACUUCUGAAGUGAAAAAGACGGAUGCCUGGAUGAAUGUUACAUCAGGAAGCUUGGAGGCCUUUGGGGGUGAUGUAUCUAAAGGAGACAUGGAGACUUCUGACUUGAUAACUUGUGUUGCGGACCUGCAGUACAACAACCAGAAGCUUCAGGAAGAGAACAGCGAGCUGAAGCUCACACUAGAAGCUAUGGAUGAAGCCAACAAUAAGCUAUUGGCAGAUAAUGAGGAUCUACGUCAACAAAUAAAAAGCAUCCAGCAUUCUGUGCUGAAAGCCAAAAUGCUGGAAGAAGAACUAGAAGAAGUAAAACAUAACCUGAACUUGUCAGAAGAGAAGAGACAGCAGAUUCUCUGCCACAAUAAACAGCUGAAUAUUAGGAAUAGCAUGGACACCGAUGGACUUCAAAGGAAGAUUUUGGAGCUGUCUAAAAAUGCAGCUGAGCUUCAACUAUUUGAGAAAAAUACGUUAGAAAGCCAUGCUUUGGCUGAUGUUGCUGAAACUGUUAGUCUGGACAGACAAGAAGAAGCAAAGGUCCAAGCACAUAUCUUUGAGACCACUGCGGUAAAUAAAGAGGCAAGCUUGAUGCAGGUUCUCAAGCAAGAACUAGGAGAAAAAAGGCACCUUUGGAUCCAGAAACUUCAUCUCUUGGAAAAAUACAAAGAAUCUCUAGAUAAGGAUUUUAUUCAAAUGGCGAGCAACCUGAGGAGAACAAAGACAGAGCAAUUUCACCUAAAGAAAGAGCUUUCUGCCAGGCAACGUGAGAUGGAAACUGUCAAACAGCUACAGGAAGAAACUGCGGGUCAGGCAGAAGCCGUUGGUUUAGAGCUGCAAAAAGCUAUAAAACAGCUUGAGGAUGCCAGCAAACAGGCAGAGGAUCAUGUUGAAGCCUUUCACUCUGCCUGUGAGGAAGCUGCAUCCUUGAAACGCAAGUUAGAGGAAGCCAUUUCUGAGCAGCAAAAACUCAAGGAUGUGAAUGCAGCUUUAAGAAGCACUUGCCAGUUGCUUCAAGAAAAGGUGGAAGACCAGAAAAGAGCGGAUCUGACCAAGAAGGAAUUCCGCCCCAUGAUGGAAGAACACAAAACUACAUUUCAAAAUGCUUUAAAGCAAGACCCGGAGGUGCACCAGGAAAAGAAAAAUAAUAAAGAGCGGAGUGACGAAGCAUCAGCUGUCGUUCCCAGUAAGAAAGGGAGCUCACCCACUGCAGGUGGCAUUAAAGCAGAUAAAACAAAGCAAAAUGAGCCUGACUCUCCUAAUGAGAAAGAAGUGGAGGCUGAAUUUCUGAGAUUGUCUUUAGGUUUUAAAUGUGACUUGUUUACCUUGGACAAAAGAGUGAGGCUUGAAGAAAGGUCCCGAGACUUGGCUGAAGAAAAUUUGAAAAAGGAGAUCACAAAUGCUCUAAAGAUGUUAGAGGCUUUAUUUCCUUUGUGUGAAGAAGAUAACCAAGCACAGGAGAUUAUCAAGAAGCUGCAAAAAAGCUUGCAGUUCCUUAGCCAAUAUGCAGCCCGAGUUGCCAGUAAAGCAGAGAUGUUGGGAGCUAUUAACCAGGAGAGCCGUGUCAGCAAGGCUGUGGAAGUCAUGAUUCAACAUGUGGAAAACCUGAAGCGCAUGUACGCAAAGGAACAUGCAGAACUCGAGGAGCUAAAACAGGUCCUGCUCCAGAAUGAGAGAUCCUUUGGUUCUCUUGGAGAUCGAGAUGAGUCUACGAAUAAAAAGCUACCGAACUCUUUUAACUUUAAGCCAUUGUCAUCCCUUCGAAGAGUUAGCAUUGCAACGUUGCCUAGGAGUGCUGGAAAUGCAGGUACUGGGUUGCCACUGGCCCAACUCCAUGAACCUGACGGAGAUGAACGGAGUGAUAAAUUCAACAGGAGAUCAAGCAGUUGGGGACGACUGGGAGCAAAGCAAAAUGAGAAACGUCCUUCACUGCAGCGGUUUAUUAGCACGUAUUCCUGGGCAGAGUAUGAAGAUGAACAUUCUGAAGCCAAAAACGAGCAGACGGAAUCACCUACUGAAGCACAAGAAGAACCAUCCAGGAAGGAAAGUAUCUCUGAAAAAGGAAAAUAUUCAUCAAAAUGGAACCUAGAGUCAGUGUGCAGUUUAAUGUCAUCGUGGGCAUCCCAUUUCAAGAAUUCCUUUUCCAAUGCUAACAAAACCCUCUGGGUUUCUGUUUCCAUUCUGGUACUGCUCGCUGCUCUUACAAGCUUCCUCACUGGGCUGUCUCUUCAAAGACCAGCAGAUGCAGCACCUGUUGGAACUGGGGACUCCUGGACUUCACUACAGCAGCUGUUGUGGCCAUAUACAGGACUUCAACACAAUGGACCGCCCCCAAUAUAA
Messenger RNA from Tauraco erythrolophus (red-crested turaco), 3282 nucleotides. NCBI's taxonomy places the organism in Eukaryota, Metazoa, Chordata, Aves, Musophagiformes, Musophagidae. The record is from RefSeq and is a predicted model, not a curated record.